This is a messenger RNA of Melopsittacus undulatus (budgerigar), 1876 nucleotides long. It is a transcript of the gene ISL2, whose product is annotated as ISL LIM homeobox 2. The transcript has 6 exons. The record is from RefSeq and is a predicted model, not a curated record. Gene Ontology annotation, biological process: neuron fate specification; axonogenesis; positive regulation of transcription by RNA polymerase II. Lineage: Eukaryota; Metazoa; Chordata; Aves; Psittaciformes; Psittaculidae. Bases 72 to 1154 code for a protein of 360 amino acids. Gene Ontology annotation, molecular function: DNA-binding transcription factor activity, RNA polymerase II-specific; cis-regulatory region sequence-specific DNA binding. Gene Ontology annotation, cellular component: nucleus.
CGCGGCGCGGGUAGUGGUGGAGCGGCGGCGCCGCAUCCCGCAUCGCUGGCGGUGCGCAGGGGGCCGCCCGCAUGGUGGACAUCCUCCUCCCGCGGCCGCUCCCGGGCGCCAUGGGGGAGCCCUCCAAAAGGCGGCCGGGGCUGGCCCUGUGCGCGGGCUGCGGGGGCCGCAUCCAGGACCCCUUCCUGCUGCGGGUGUCGCCAGACCUGGAGUGGCAUGUCGCCUGCCUCAAGUGCGCCGAGUGCGGGCAGCCCCUGGACGAGACCUGCACAUGCUUCCUGCGCGACGGCAAGGCCUACUGCAAACGGGAUUACAGCAGGCUCUUCGGCAUCAAGUGUGCCCAGUGCCGGGCGGCCUUCAGCAGCAGCGACCUGGUGAUGCGAGCCCGCGACCACGUCUACCACCUGGAGUGCUUCCGCUGCGCAGCCUGCGGCCGGCAGCUCCUGCCCGGAGACCAGUUCUGCCUGCGGGAGCGCGACCUGCUCUGCCGCGCCGACCACGGGCUACCUCCCGACGGCGGCGCCGCCCGAGGGCCGCGCAGCCCCGCGCUGCCGCCGGCCGCCGCCGCCGGCCACCUCGCAGAGCCGGUGCCCGGGAGGCCGCCCGUCCCGCGGCCCCCGGCGCACAAGGCAACGGAGAAGACCACCCGCGUGCGAACGGUGCUGAACGAGAAGCAGCUGCACACGCUGCGGACCUGCUACGCAGCCAACCCGCGCCCCGACGCCCUGAUGAAGGAGCAGCUAGUGGAGAUGACAGGGCUCAGCCCCCGCGUCAUCCGAGUCUGGUUCCAGAACAAGCGCUGCAAGGACAAGAAGAAGUCCAUCCUCAUGAAGCAGCUCCAACAGCAGCAGCACAGCGACAAGACGAGCCUGCAGGGCCUCACCGGGACACCGCUGGUGGCCGGCAGCCCCAUCCGCCACGAGAGCGCCGUGCAGGGCAGCGCCGUGGAGGUCCAGACCUACCAGCCGCCCUGGAAGGCGCUCAGCGAGUUUGCCCUGCAGAGCGACCUGGAGCAACCCGCCGCUUUCCAGCAGCUGGUCUCAUUCUCAGAGUCUGGCUCCUUGGGCACCUCAUCCGGCAGCGACGUGACCUCGCUGUCCUCCCAGCUCCCCGACACCCCCAACAGCAUGGUGCCCAGCCCAGCCGAGACGUGAGGCGGCCCGGCCGCCCGCCGCUGCGGGACUUCCGCAUGCCUGCGCUCCCUGCAUGAGACACCCGGCCCCGGGCCGCUCCCAGAGCGCCGGACAAACGCCUUUGUUUUUUAAUUAUUCUUAUUUAAAAACAAACAAAAAAUGUGUUACUGACGGCCAAAAAAGCACCGGGAUCCUCGCUGCCUUCACCAGACUGGAGAGAGAGCCCCUGCCCAGAUUAUUUCGUUAUUUUGUUGUUUUGGGUUUUUUUUCCCUGCGGAUUUCGAUGUUUCUUUUCCCCAAAGAAACGCGGAUUUCCCCGCUGGAGCCCGGCAUGGUGACAGGCUACCUCGCCCGCCGCUUGCGCCGGGGACGGCUUUUCUUCCCUUUUUGGAAGGGAAAAGGAAAAAGAGAAACACAAAACGGGGGAGAGACUUCCCCGGCGUCCGCGCCUUCCCGCGGCUGCGGAGCCGGCCUGGCCCUCCCCUCCGGGGAGCCGCUCCGUCCAGCCUCAUCUCACGCCGAUGCCUCUCCCGGGCCGCGGCGCCCGGCCCCGCACCAAUCGCUGGAAAAACGGGACACGGAAACGAGACUUUUAAACGGGGAAACCAGUACUAAUGUUAAAUUAUGAAUGGACGGAGGACGGAUUGUUUGAGCCUUUAACGAACAAAAGUAAGUUAUUGUUAUUUAUUGUCAGAGUCAGCGGUUGAAUAGUGGGAUUAAAUAUUUUGGACUUAAUAAAAAAA